AUGAGUGUUCAACAAGAUGAAGUAGAUAUCGACUGGUUGCCCAACAGUAAUAAACUUGCUCUUGGUUACAAUCCAUCACGUGGAAAUCCAAUAUGUUAUUCUGGUGAUUGUAUAAUGAAUGGAUUUGGUGCACCAAUCUUUCAAUUGAAAUAUACCAAACGACCUGCUGGUUCUUGUACGACGAAGCUAUUACCUGAACAUGUCGAGGCUAUAUGUAUACCAUCAUCCGAAGUUAAAGCCAAAACUGAAAAGAUCAGUACAUUUUAUGAAUAUAAAGAAAGUUAUCAGAAGAGUGAAAGUUCAGGUUUUAGCCUUGGUCCUAUUAGUUUCGGAUCAUCUGACGAGACAUCAUGGAUGCUUGAUAAUAUCUACAAGUAUAAUUAUACAAUGUAUUACACCUAUGUUCGAAUGUCAUUUGUAAAGCUGAUAUUAUUCGAGCCUCAAUUAGAAUUGACUGAAGAGUUUCGAGCAGCAAUUGCUGCUAUGCCGUGUUGCCAUGUUGGCUGUGAAACAACCGAAUCAUAUAUUCGAAAAUGGAUUUUCGAGCAGUUUGGAUAUACUUAUCUGAAUGAGAUUACACUCGGCGGAGUGGCACAACAAACUAUUACAAUUAAUAGUUCUGAUAUCGAAAAGAUGUAUCAAGAGAACUUCAACAGUGACAACGAAGCGGGUUUCUCUUUCGGACUGACCUUUGGAAUGCACGAAAGUGAGUCACACAGCAAGGGAAAUCAUAGCAAAUUUAUGACCUAUGUCAAGCAUAUCUAUGCAUCAACAUCAGGUGGUCAACCAUUCGAUAAUUCAGUGCAAAAUGAAACAAUCAAAACAAAUCAAUUAAAUGAAUGGUUCAAAACAGUACCUACUAAUCCAGUGAUUACACGAAUGAGAAUAAAUAGAUUGACAGAACUUCUCACAAAAAAACGAUUUCCAUCGGAUCCAUUGAUCGAAGACAAAGCUAGACUUAUCGAAUUAGUAUGGGCAAAAUUUGAUGGAAAUCAGACAUUGGUCAAAUGUGCGAACGAUUGCACUGAUGCAUGCCAUGGUCGUUGCAUACCGACUGGCUACUUCCAGUACGGUUUAUGCAAGUGCAAUCCGGGUUUUACUGGACACGAUUGUUCAGUAAGCACUAUGGCAUAA
This is a messenger RNA of Adineta steineri, 1134 nucleotides long. The record is from the annotation of a GenBank genome assembly. Lineage: Eukaryota; Metazoa; Rotifera; Eurotatoria; Adinetida; Adinetidae.